This is a messenger RNA of Zymoseptoria tritici IPO323, 1749 nucleotides long. RefSeq lists its product as uncharacterized. The record is from RefSeq and is a predicted model, not a curated record. The transcript has a single exon. Bases 1 to 1749 code for a protein of 582 amino acids. NCBI's taxonomy places the organism in Eukaryota, Fungi, Ascomycota, Dothideomycetes, Mycosphaerellales, Mycosphaerellaceae.
AUGCCUGCCCAAACAAUCCAGCAGCAGCCCUUCGUCUCGAGCAUUCGAACGGUCUGCAAGCAAGCUUCGCUGGUAUCGAAGAAGUCGCUGAAGAAGCUCAGGAAGCUCUUCAAUCGUCCACAGAAAGAAGUCGACUCAACCGACAACGACGUACCCUUUUCAUAUCUGCCGCCUCCGUCAAGAGGCACUGUGCGCUCAUUCCUCGACCCAGCUACUACAGAUCCUCGUAUUCGUCGCCAAACGUUCGCAAUUCACGAAGCAACCCUUGCUGCCCUCGAACAGCCAUCUUCCGGUCCAGUGAGGCACUCGGUAAGAUUCUCCCAUCCAGCAGUUGGAGCUGUACUUCCAGCUAUGCCUUCACCUGCCACCGCAAUCGUCGAGGAGUACUCUCCUGUCGAACAUUACCGCUUCCAUGGCGGUGCCGAGUCACCGAGGACCGAGGACUUCCCUCAGCAAGUCAACCCAUCCUCGGUCUACCGUACACGCGCAGCGAGGACAUCGUACGCUGAGACGGUCGCAGCUCUGGAUGGCGUGCGCGGCUUCUCUGCGAUGAUCACGCAGCCUCCGGAUACCACUAAGUAUCAUUACGGAGGACCCACAAAGGACGGUAGGCCUCCGACUCUCCCAUGUCUUCCGUAUCUGGACCCACAGAUCCCGGCUUCAGCAUUUGACGACCCGCCAGAGGAUGAAAGCCUGACAGUCGAGGAGAUCCGACAAGCAGCGCUUGAUAAACUCAAUGCCAUCGCGGAACCUGCGCCUCUGCCGGAUGUCAAGGCCGCGCAUCCGACUAGUCUGCAUCCUGGCCCACUUGUCUUCAAGUCCCGCCCCAAGACAACCGAGAAAGAACCUGGGCGCAAGUCCUACCAGCCCUUCAACGCUUCCCAACCCAGCCAGGACCUAGAUGAUGAACUUUUAGACCUCUACGCAUCUCUCAGUCCUGGUCCACUGCCCAGCUUCCCCUCCACCAAGAAGGAAAAGCGCGGGACUCGCAUGUACGAACAACACCAAUCCCUCCGCUUCUCUCCCAACCCGGCACCGAGCGAGAUAUACACUUUCCGCUCCGAAACCCCCGACUUUCCUUCUCCAACGUCCCAGACGAAUCGCAAGUCCAUGCUUCAGAAGCAAUACCAAGAUUUGCUUUACACUCCGCAGCGCCCCUUCUCUCCGACUUCCGUCUACUCCACCACGCCAUCGGGUCGAGGUCCCAUACCAGACACGCCAGGCUACGGAUAUCCUGGUCUUCCGACUCUUCGGUACACGGUUGCGAGGAAGGGAAUGCGUCAACCACCUCCGAGGCCGAAGAAUCCCAGUCCGCCACCAACUCCAUCCGAGCGCUCCCAGUCCGUGAGUGAGUUCUUGUUCCAGGCUCAGCCGGCACCACUCGCCCCCAAAGCACGACCAGCGCCCCAGAGCAACCUGACUAGUCCUCCUGGUCUCACGUACUCCAGUUCCAAGACGACCACGACCACGACGAGCUCAAAUCCCGCCGCCAUCGCGGCAGCAAAAGCUCUCUAUCGACCUGCGCCUUCCGCUCCGACUACAAAGCGCAAGGAGUUGAACAUCCACGAGAUUGCGGGAAUCAAGACUGGACGCUCAACGCGGGCCGGCGCUGAAGUCGGAUUGCCUGCUGCGGCGGUGAAGAUUCAGGGCGAUGAUGAGAAGGGCAAGGGAAAGAAGAGUGGUGGGUUUAGGGCGAAUAUUCGGAAGGCUAUUCUCAAGGACUACGAGUUCUACAAGAACCUUGAGUAG